GUCCUGACAAUCUCACGCGAUACUCGUAAACAUCAAUUGUCACAAAAACUUCUAUGAUAGAAUUAAAACUUUUCGGAAAUUGUUAUUAUUCGUGGAAUGCGCAAAAAAAUUCUUAAUAAUUGACAAUCUAAAUAACAAACAAAAUGACUGCAGACGUCCGCGAUAUUUUGGACAUUGAGCGUCCCAUGACUCCUGAAAUUAGCCGAGAAUCUUUUCUGGUUACAAAGAAAAGAAAUUUUGAAAGAACUAAAGGCCCGUCUAAACGUCCUGAGGGCAUGCAUCGGGAGGUAUUUGCUUUGCUAUACAAUGACAAUAAGGAUGCUCCACCGCUACUGCCUACUGAUACGGCUUUGGGCAUCGGUUCGGGAUAUAAGCAAGUCAAAGCUCGUUUGGGCAUGAAGAAAGUACGUAAGUGGGAAUGGGCUCCAUUCACCAACUUAGCUCGAACGGACGGUGCCGUUUUUCAUCAUUGGAGACGUUUAAGUGACGAGCCCAAAGAAUACCCAUUUGCUAAAUUUAAUAAGCAUCUACAAAUACCGGAAUACACAUUGGCCGAAUACAAUGCACAUCUGCAGACUAAUCCACAGAAAUGGACCAAAGAGCAAACGGAUCAUUUAUUUGACUUAGCCAAAAGAUUUGAUUUACGUUUUAUUAUCAUGGCCGAUCGUUGGGAUCGUACCCAAUAUGGUAUUAAAACCGUGGAAGAUCUCAAAGAACGUUAUUAUGAAAUAAUUGGCUUAUUAUCCAAGUCGAAGGCGGGAACGGCCGGUAACGAUAAGAAAUCUUUUGUGUUUGAUAUAGAACACGAACGCCGUCGCAAAGAGCAAUUAAAAAAACUAUUCGAACGCACCAGUCAACAAGUGAAAGAAGAACAAAAUCUACUCAAUGAAUUACGAAAGAUUGAAGCACGUAAGAAGGAACGUGAACGUAAGACGCAAGAUCUGCAAAAACUUAUAUCACAAGCCGAUCAACAAGGCGAUGCUGCCGCUAACGCCCAAAGCGCUCGGAAGUAUGAAAAGAAAUUGCACAAAAAAAAAUUACAUCACCAACCCAGACCUUCCAAGGUCGAUUCAGUGGUGAACGCCAUAGAAAUUGGGGGCAGUGGCAUUAAGUUUGCAGAUCUUAGAGGUUCAGGAGUUUCAUUGAGAUCACAAAAGAUGAAAUUACCUGCCAAUAUAGGACAACGUAAGGUAAAGGCUUUGGAACAAGCUAUACAGGAAUUUAAAGUUGAUCCCUCACCUCCUCCUACUGAGGAGAUAUGUAAUUCCUUCAAUGACCUGCGGUCUGAUAUGGUGUUAUUGUGUGAGCUGCGUACAGCUUUAUCUACUUGUGUGUAUGAAUUGGAAAGCUUAAAACACCAAUAUGAAGCGGCGUGUCCAGGGAAGUCUUUAAACAUACCUGCCUCCCUUACACAAUCGUCACAGUUUAAAGCCGAGCCAACUGAGUCAAAUGCAGCCAGCAGUUCGACAGUGUAAAGAAAACACAUAAUGACUUUUCCAAGUUGAUGUGAAAUGCAUUUUCACAAUAAGCUUGUUUUUCAACUAUCCUUAAAUGGUUUAGUGUGUUGUGUUACUGAAACGAUGACGACAAUGCACGCGAUGACCUAGUAAGCAGCAUACAAUUUCUUAAAUAUUUUCAUGAUCGCAUAUUAGCAACAGUAAAUUUUUCAUACCUACUACUGGAGAAUGGUGGACUAUUAAUUUCGUCAUUCCGAUUGUAACAUCCAUAAAUAUGAGCCAUGAGGAAUGCAGACGUAGCCAUCCGCUUAUAUAUUGCAAAUAUGAAGUUCCGGAUUAAUAUAACCAUGUCAACCUGUCCACUUGUAUCGCUUUCUCUAUUAUGGAAGUUAUGAAAAUCGAAACAAUUGAUUUAAAAAUUAAGCUCAACUAUUCCUUAAUUUACCCAAACCAGUUUCGAAGAAGAAUUGAAACUAUCUUUUUUUGUCCAAAGGAGCAACAACAAAAUUUUUGAAAAUAUAUGUUAAAAUAAUUUAGACGAAAUAGACGAUUGGAUUACCAUUUACUAGAGAAAUUUAAAGUGGUUGCAAAUAGCGGUUGUAAUAGUGGUAACCUCAU
Molecule: messenger RNA, 2075 nt
Organism: Glossina fuscipes
Lineage: Eukaryota; Metazoa; Arthropoda; Insecta; Diptera; Glossinidae
Gene: DMAP1
Product: DNA methyltransferase 1-associated protein 1
Exons: 5
Coding region: 144-1475 (443 amino acids)
Biological process (GO): chromatin remodeling; DNA repair; negative regulation of transcription by RNA polymerase II
Cellular component (GO): Swr1 complex; nucleus; NuA4 histone acetyltransferase complex
Molecular function (GO): transcription corepressor activity
Source: RefSeq, a predicted model, not a curated record